UUCUUGGAACAGCUUCUACAAAGGUAACGCCCGGCGCGCUACAUAUAAAUACAGCAGUUGAGACUUGAGAAGAUAACAGAGUCGAAGCUUGGGCUGAUGGCGCGAGGACUCAUCCUCACUUCGCAGGCCAAAUCAACUUCGACGACCUUCCUCUCUUCGUUCUCAACAUGUUCAGUCCGGCUCUUCUCUCGUCGCCGCAGUUUUCGCACUUCCAGCCCUUUCUCUCGCUUCUUUUGCAAGUGUGCUCUUCAAGAACACCACGCAGUACAGGCUAUGGCAGCUUACAAGGAGACUUUCUCGAAGCGGAUGGCUCUUGCUGGUCUCAAACCCCACCACCGUAUCGCUUUGGGGGUCUCCGGUGGUCCUGAUAGCAUGGCACUGUGUGUUCUAGCUGCUGAUUGGAAAAUCAGUGGCCUUGACUCUGCUGACAAAGAGAGUGGGUUUAUUGACGGGCUGUUGGCGAUUAUUGUUGACCACAGGCUGCGUGCAGAGAGCGAAGAGGAAGCAAAUACCAUGCGUGAGCGGGUUUCAGAAAUGGGUAUCAGAUGUGAGAUUGCCCGUUGUGAGUGGGACGAUGGGAGACCAGAGCAAGGAAAUUUGCAAGAAGCAGCACGUGAAAUGAGGUACGAAGUGUUCCAUAAAGUUUGCAUCGAACGGCAGUUUGGCAUCCUGCUUCUUGCACAUCAUGCCGAUGAUCAGGCUGAGUUGUUGGUUAUAAGACUGUCACGCAACAGUGGUGUGCUUGGACUUGCUGGAAUGGCAUUCACUUCUCAAUUUUUUGCCAAACACAUGUAUACUCAUGGUGUAGAUCCAAUGAGAGGUGGUAUUCUUUUAGUGCGACCUUUUCUGGAUUUUUCGAAGAAGGAUAUGUACAUGAUUUGUCAAGAGAAUGAGCAGAAAUGGGUGGAAGAUCCUUCGAAUAGAAGCCCCUUAUUCGUCCGUAACCGGAUCCGAAUGUCCUUGCAAAAAUUUUCAUCAAGUGUCUUUAGCUCUGAAGUGCAAUCUGUGAUUUCUGCUUGCCGAAGAACACGCGCGUACGUUGACAAGAUAUGUUCAAACUUGUUACAUGAGGCUGUAACUGUUAUGGAUCAAGGGUAUGCUGUCAUUGAUUUGAAGACCCUCAAUCCAUCAAAAGUUGAGGACAUUUGCCUGGCAAAGUUCAUUGCAAAUGUUACGCAGUACAUCUCACAAAGACACAGACCUAUUCGCGGUAACACGUCGAAAUUGCUUCUCAGCUAUAUCCGUAGAUCUCCAUGCAAGACUUCCCUUACUGCAGCUGGUUGUUACCUUUGCCCAGCUCCUGGAUCUAGAGGCACCAAAAUCUUAGUUUGCUGUUCUGCUAACUGUCCUUUGCCCUCGAAAGUGGAGUUGUUUUACUCAGGAAGCAGUGCAGAAGAGAAGUAUGCUGUCCCAUAUGAUCUAAAGGAAAUCAUGGAUAAUGCAAAUACAAGUUCAAAUCUGUUAUCUGAGGAUGCAUCAGAUGUGCAUUUUUUGAAUGUAACAUCUGGAUCUGUUCUAGGUGAAGCGAAAAGACUAAACCUCAUAAGUGAGUCCACCUAUGGAAGUAUUCUCAUGUUGCAGGAGGAGGAAACAAAUCGUUUCAAAUUCAAGUCUGAAGUGACACCGGACUAUCAACCAAAGUAUGCAGUAGAAUCUGUUGGUACAUCUCACAAGCAAUGUCUUCGGCCUGGACAAAUGGGCUUUUUCAUGAAUAGAUUUUUUAUCUCAUGGAAACCAUGCAAGGAGGAUGUUUGCAGGGAAUUUACUCAAGAUGGUGAUUUGGUUUUAGAACGCUUGGACUAUAAAUGCAGUUUUUGUAGCCAUGGCCAUGAUAUGGAAGCUGAGAUACGUCAUAUGAUGGAGUCUGACUGGCUUUAUCUUGCCGAGCUGUCAAAAUCUCAAAAUGCUGUUUCAAGUAGUGUUACAGAGCAAGCUGCAGAGAGAGCAAGCUCAUGUCUUGAUUAUGCAAGGGUAUCUGCACGAAGUGUUCUCCAAAUGUUGAAACCUAUUCCUGUUGCCGCGAGAAGAAGCUUGCCCGUCCUAGUUGAUUCUCAGGGACUUCUACUAAGCAUUCCGAGUCUUUCUUUCAGGCAUUGCCCUUGUCUAGAGAUUCAAGCCAAAUUCCAACCCAGAGUUCCACUUGGAGGAGGACAUAGCUCAUUCAUCUGACGGUUCUUUUGCUUAAUUUCGCCUUGCUUCUUACCAAACAUCUGGGACAAUGGGCAGUCAUGAGGGAGCCAAAUGCUUUUCGUUGAUGGAGUCAGUCAAAUGCCGGCAAAUUUCAUCAUUGUAGAAAAUAUUUCCACCACGGCUUAUUGAAGUUGAUAAAGCAGCCUUUGCUAUAUGCUACAAGGAAAGAAUCCAGUUUGUCUUAUGUCAAGGUUGGUUUCAAAAAGGGGAAUAUCAAUGAUCGUCACUCAGUCGUCCCCCUUCAACUAGAUAGAGUUGAAAGCAUCAUUGACUUUGGAACUCCUUUUGCCUUCAGGUUAGUUAGUUAAGACGUUGUCUUGGGCAAGUCGAAGCAGAAUCGACGAUCUCUCCUAGUAUCUGUACCCCAGUAGCACCCAGUAGGGGAAAGUAACCGUGUUCUCGAUCAAUGGAUGAUUCCGAUAUACUGAUUAAGGCUCAUAAAAUUUGGAAAUCGAUAAUUCCAGUCGCAGUUUUGCUCGCAUUGUGAUACGUUACUUGUUUUCUGUACCGUCUUCUGGAGGACCAGUUCAUAAUCCAUUAGAGAAUUUAACACAGCUUCAAUCUGGCUGUUGAGUGGAAUAAUUUUGAGUACCUUCGAGGUGGAACAUGGUCAUAUCAUAUCUUAUUCAGGAACUCACUUACGGAAUUAGUUGAUCAGAUUCUUUUU
Messenger RNA from Rhodamnia argentea, 2857 nucleotides. RefSeq lists its product as uncharacterized. Lineage: Eukaryota; Viridiplantae; Streptophyta; Magnoliopsida; Myrtales; Myrtaceae. Gene Ontology annotation, molecular function: ATP binding; ligase activity, forming carbon-nitrogen bonds. The record is from RefSeq and is a predicted model, not a curated record. Gene Ontology annotation, biological process: tRNA processing. Bases 97 to 2169 code for a protein of 690 amino acids. The transcript is spliced from 12 exons.